This is a messenger RNA of Malurus melanocephalus (red-backed fairy wren), 2445 nucleotides long. RefSeq names its product dorsal inhibitory axon guidance protein (gene DRAXIN). Bases 431 to 1540 code for a protein of 369 amino acids. Gene Ontology annotation, cellular component: extracellular region. Gene Ontology annotation, biological process: axon guidance; Wnt signaling pathway. The transcript is spliced from 7 exons. The record is from RefSeq and is a predicted model, not a curated record. Lineage: Eukaryota; Metazoa; Chordata; Aves; Passeriformes; Maluridae.
GCUGCCACGCCUUUGUCUCCGUCCUUUGUCUGCCCCGUCCGUGCCCGGGGCAGGGACCGCUGCUGCACCCUCACCCUGCGCUCCCGCACCCAUCUCCUCCUUCGGUCCGGGCACCCCUGCGCCCCUGGAAUGCCCCUGCACUCCCCCUGUGCCCCCCUCCCCGCACUCCCGAAACCCCUCCCAGCCCCGCUCUUCCCGCACCAUGCACCCCAAUCCCCCGGGAUUCCCGACGUCCCCGGUUCCUCUCGACAUUCCCCCACUGCCUUCCCCCUGUCUCCUCCUCCUCGUCSUCCUCCUCCUCCUCCUGCUGUCGGGUUUGAACACCCCUUGCCCCCCGCAGCCCUGCCUCCCCUCCGCCGCUCGCACWGCUCUGCCCUGCCUGCCGGGCUCCGCCACACCGGGACCUGCGGACAGGUGAGGCAGAACACCCAUGAUUAUGGAAACUUCUUCCACUUUCCCUUCUGUUCUUUUCCUGUGCGUGCUGGUUCUUUCUGACAUCAGUCUUGCAGUCUCCCUGAACCCUGGCACAAAACUCAAAAACGUCCCAGAGAACAACAACAACCACCUUCAAAACCAAGAGAUGUGGCUGCAUCAGCCCAGAAGUGAGCACCAUCACAGGCAAGGCUUGGCCAAGAAGGAGAGGGUCCAUGCCAUGCCUUCAAGAAGGCAGCUGGCCGGGGAAGAGAGCCUCAAGAUGGGCAGUGGAGCUUCUGCUGUGGAAGAUCUGGUGGCAGAAGGACAGCCAGCAGCCCUAAAACAGAAUAAAGAUGCGUUCCUGGGCUUUCAGUUGCCAUAUCCUCAGAGGGAAAACCAGUCCCCAGGCUCUGAGAAAGGAAAGAAGCAGAACCGAGAGCAUCGGCGACACAGCCGCAGGGACAGGCUCAAACACCAGCGAGGGAGAAAAGGGAUGAAAAAGGUAAUGCCACUGUACCUGUUGCCCUCUGCAGGGAAGACUCCUGAUGCUGGACCAAGCUCCCUGUACAAGAAACCCAAAAGCUUUGAAGAACGGUUUCAAAACCUUCAGGCAGAGGUAGCUACAAGUCUGACUCCCACYGUGCUCCUCAUUACUGCACUGGACACUGCAGUUUCCACGGAAGAGCCUCCUGUUCUUCCAGCCACCUCCCCGCGGUCAGAGGCCCGCUUCAGGCAAGAUGGGGAUGUGAUGCCCACCUUAGACAUGGCACUCUUUGACUGGACCGAUUAUGAGGAUCUCAAACAGGAAAUGUGGCCAUCUGCUAAAAAGAAAGAAAAGCGUCGCAGUAAGAGCCCCAACAGUGGAAAUGAAACCRUGACAGCUGAAGGAGAGCCAUGUGAUCACCACCUUGACUGCCUCCCAGGUUCUUGCUGUGACUUGCGUGAACGUCUCUGCAAACCCCACGAUCGAGGCCUUAACAACAAGUGUUAUGAUGACUGCAUGUGCACUGAAGGGCUACGCUGUUACGCCAAAUUCCACCGGAACCGAAGAGUGACCCGGAGGAAAGGGCGCUGUGUGGAGCCUGAAUCAGCCAAUGGAGAGCAGGGUUCCUUCAUUAAUGUGUAGGAGGGUAGGACUCCUGUCUGGAGGGUCAGGAGCUGGGGUCCAACUAUUUAUACUUAGCAAUGGGAAUUAGAGGAAAAAAGUUGAGCAAAUGAUUGAAGCUGUAGACUCUGAACAUGCCAGGUCCCAGCUAGACUGAAACUCAUGUUCAUUAUAAAUAGAGUGGUAUCAGCCUUUUCCAUAGCAGGACUGCUUGCCCCCUCCCUUCCCUCAGCACAUUCSUGCCACUGAUUUGAGUCCACCUCUCCCAGUUAGUAAGCAAUGAYCAUGACUCCCAUUCUGAUGGUCCUGGCAGGAAAAGAGUCUGCAGUUUCAUCUCCUCCUCUCAACAGGCAAGAUGUGGAAGAUCCUUCAGGGCAAAGGGGUUAUGAGCUUAAACUUUACCCCUUAAUUAUUAGUUGAGAAUAAAGGUAGAUAGAUCCUCCUUACGGAGGUUCCUAGAAGAGAGGAAACUUGUAGUGUCCAGRUGGAAUCAAAGAUGGGAAAUGGAUCAGCAGGAAGCUGCCUGCCUAGGUGAGAGAGGACCCUCUGACAGACCUCUUGCUGUUUCCUUUUCUACUGCUCCAGACAUAUUCCCUAGCUGUUACACACUAGCACUUCCUACCUGUCAUCUCUGGGACCAUCCAUUCCCAUUCCAUUCUUCAUUCCUUUCUUCCUUUCAGAGAACCACCUGGUUUCUGCAAGGAUGUGGCAGGACCUCCCAGCCUGCAGCCCUCACUCAUUUAGCUAUCCUGCCAGGUCUGUUAUUUUUAAUGAUUAUUUUUAGGAGCUUUCUAGGGAAGUGAUAGUUUUCCUAGUGAGCCAAAAAUAAAAUUUUUGGUAACAGGAGAUAGGGACAGGCUGUUCCAUUGUAGUAAAUCCUGUGACAUGUUGCAUGUGUGUUUCCAUGAUAUGUAAAUAAAGAUAUG